AUGCAUACAAAAUUUUUUCAAAUAGAUAUCUAUCUCUCUCUUUACUUUUCCCUCUCUCUUUACUUUUCCCUCUCUCUUUACUUUUCCCUCUCUCUUUACUUUUCCCUCUCUCUUUACUUUUCCCUCUCUCUUUACUUUUCCCUCUCUGAUAUUUUCUACCUACCACCCAUUUCAUUAUUUACACUGAUCUCCAUUCUUUCCCUAUUCUUGAAAUACCUCACCCUAUUUCUUAUUCUUUCUAUUCCUUACCUGCUUCACCCCUUUCUUACUGUAACUGUUUCUGUCUCUCUGCCUUGUCUCAAUCUAUUUCUUCAUCCCUGCAUUGUCUCUCUCUGUUCCCCACAUGAUCCCUGUCUUCACACUCUCAAUUACUCUCUAUUGACACAAGUCCCUACCUUGUCUUUCUUUCACACUUUAUCUACUAUCCUAUCCACACCAGGUCUCUCUCUCUACUCUCCAUUCUUACCAUCUAUCUAUUCACCUCCUAUCUUCGCCUUGUUUCUCUGCAUUCACACCUCUUUGUCACUCUCUUUGUCCAAACUUUGUCCUACUUUGUCGUUCUCUCUCUCUCUCUUGUGUCUGCCCUCUUUGUCGUUCUCUCUCUCUCUUGUGUCAGCCCUCUUUGUCGUUCUCUUUCUCUUGUGUCAGCCCCCUUUGUCGUUCUCUCUCUCUCUCUCUCUCGUGUCUGCCCCCUUUGUCGUUCUCUCUCUCUCGUGUCUGCCCCCUUUGUCGUUCUCUCUCUCUCGUGUCUGCCCCCUUUGUCGUUCUCUCUCUCUCGUGUCUGCCCCCUUUGUCGUUCUCUCUCUCUCGUGUCUGCCCUCUUUGUCGUUCUCUCUCUUGUGUCAGCCCCUUUGUCGUUCUCUCUCUCUUGUGUCAGCCCCCUUUGUCGUUCUCUCUCUCUUGUGUCAGCCCCUUUUUGUUCUCUCUCUCUUGUGUCAGCCCACUUUGUCGUUCUCUCUCUCUUGUGUCAGCCCCCUUUGUCGUUCUCUCUCUCUUGUGUCAGCCCCCUUUGUCGUUCUCUCUCUCUUGUGUCAGCCCCCUUUGUCGUUCUCUCUCUCUUGUGUCUGCCCCCAGUUCUCCCUUGUCUGUCCCCCUUUGUCGUUCUCUCUGUGUGUCUGCCCCUUUGUCGUUCUCUCUCUCUGUGUCUGCCCCCCUUUGUCGUUUCUCUCUCUCCUUUGUCUGCCCCCUUUGUCGUUCUCUCUCUCUCUCUCUGUGUCAUGCCCCUCUUUGGUGCUCUCUCUCUCUCCCGUACACAUGUCUGCCCCUUUGUCUCCUCUUUGGUCUCUCUCUCUCUCUCCCGUGUCUGCCCCUUUGUCUCUCUCUCUCUCCCCGUGUCUGUCCUCUUUGUCUCUCUCUUCUCUCUCUCUCUGCCCUCUUUGGUGCUCUCUCUCUCUCUCUCUCCCUGUCAUGUCCUCUUUGGUGCUAUCUCUCUCUCUCUCUCUCAUGUCCUCUUUGGUGCUCUCUCUCUCUCUCUCCCGUGUACAUGCCCUCUUUGGUGCUAUCUCUCUCUCUCUCUCUCCCCGUGUACAUGUCCUCUUUGGUGCUCUCUCUCUCUCUCCCCGUGUACAUGUCCUCUUUGGUGCUCUCUCUCUCUCUCUCUCCCCGUGUGCAUGUCCUCUUUGGUGCUCUCUCUCUCUCUCCCUCAUGUCCUCUUUGGUGCUAUCUCUCUCUCUCUCUCCCGUGUGCAUGUCCUCUUUGGUGCUAUCUCUCUCUCUCUCUCCCCGUGUGCAUGUCCUCUUUGGUGCUAUCUCUCUCUCUCUCUCUCCCGUGUGCAUGUCCUCUUUCUAUCUCUCUCUCUCUCUCCCGUGUGCAUGUCCUCUUUGGUGCUAUCUCUCUCUCUCUCUCCCGUGUGCAUGUCCUCUUUGGUGCUAUCUCUCUCUCUCUCUCUCUCCCGUGUGCAUGCCCUCUUUGGUGCUAUCUCUCUCUCUCUCUGUCUCCCCGUGUGCAUGUCCUCUUUGGUGCUAUCUCUCUCUCUCUCCCCGUGUGCAUGUCCUCUUUGGUGCUAUCUCUCUCUCUCUCUCUCCCCGUGUGCAUGCCCUCUUUGGUGCUAUCUCUCUCUCUCUCUCCCGUGUGCAUGUCCUCUUUGGUGCUAUCUCUCUCUCUCUCUCCCCGUGUGCAUGUCCUCUUUGGUGCUAUCUCUCUCUCUCUCUCCCCGUGUGCAUGUCCUCUUUGGUGCUAUCUCUCUCUCUCUCUCCCCGUGUGCAUGUCCUCUUUGGUGCCUAUCUCUCUCUCUCUCUCCCGUGUGCAUGUCCUCUUUGGUGCUCUCUCUCUCUCUCUGUCUCCCGUGUGCAUGUCCUCUUUGGUGCUAUCUCUCUCUCUCUCUCUGUCUCCCCGUGUGCAUGUCCUCUUUGGUGCUAUCUCUCUCUCUCUCUCUCUCCCUGUGCAUGUCCUCUUUCUCUCUCUCUCUCUCUGUCUCCCCGUGUGCAUGUCCUCUUUGGUGCUAUCUCUCUCUCUCUCUCUGUCUCCCCGUGUGCAUGUCCUCUUUGGUGCUAUCUCUCUCUCUCUCUCUGUCUCCCCGUGUGCAUGUCCUCUUUGGUGCUAUCUCUCUCUCUCUCUCUGUCUCCCCGUGUGCAUGUCCUCUUUGGUGCUAUCUCUCUCUCUCUCUCUGUCUCCCCGUGUGCAUGUCCUCUUUGGUGCUAUCUCUCUCUCUCUCUCUGUCUCCCGUGUGCAUGUCCUCUUUGGUGCUAUCUCUCUCUCUCUCUGUCUCCCGUGUGCAUGUCCCUUUGGUGCUAUCUCUCUCUCUCUCUCUGUCUCCCCGUGUGCAUGUCCUCUUUGGUGCUAUCUCUCUCUCUCUCUCUGUCUCCCGUGUGCAUGUCCUCUUUGGUGCUAUCUCUCUCUCUCUCUCUGUCUCCCCGUGUGCAUGUCCUCUUUGGUGCUAUCUCUCUCUCUCUCUCUCUGUCUCCCGUGUGCAUGUCCUCUUUGGUGCUAUCUCUCUCUCUCUCUCUGUCUCCCCUAUCUCUCUCUCUCUGUGCGUGUGCAUGUCCUCUUUGGUGCUAUCUCUCUCUCUCUCUCUCUGACUCCCCGUGUGCAUGUCCUCUUUGGUGCUAUCUCUCUCUCUCUCUGUCUCCCCGUGUGCAUGUCCUCUUUGGUGCUAUCUCUCUCUCUCUCUGUCUCCCCGUGUGCAUGUCCUCUUUGGUGCUAUCUCUCUCUCUCUCUCUGUCUCCCCUUUUGUGCAUGUCCUCUCUUGGUGCUAUCUCUCUCUCUCUCUCUGUCUCCCCCGUGUGCAUGUCCUCUUUGGUGCUAUCUCUCUCUCUCUCUCUGUCUCCCCGUGUGCAUGUCCUCUUUGGUGCUAUCUCUCUCUCUCUCUGUCUCCCCGUGUGCAUGUCCUCUUUGGUGCUAUCUCUCUCUCUCUCUCUGUCUCCCCGUGUGCAUGUCCUCUUUGGUGCUAUCUCUCUCUCUCUCUCUGUCUCCCCGUGUUCAUGUCCUCUUUGGUGCUAUCUCUCUCUCUCUCUCUGUCUCCCGUGUGCAUGUCCUCUUUGGUGCUCUCUCUCUCUCUCUCUCUCUCUCUCUCUCUCUCUCCCGUGUGCAUGUCCCUCUUUGGUGCUAUCUCUCUCUCUCUCUCUGUCUCCCCGUGUGCAUGUCCUCUCUAUCUCUCUCUCUCUCUCUGUCUCCCCGUGUGCAUGUCCUCUUUGGUGCUAUCUCUCUCUCUCUCUCUGUCUCCCCGUGUGCAUGUCCUCUUUGGUCUAUAUCUCUCUCUCUCUCUGUCUCCCCGUGUGCAUGUCCUCUUUGGUGCUAUCUCUCUCUCUCUCUCUGUCUCCCCGUGUGCAUGUCCUCUUUGGUGCUAUCUCUCUCUCUCUCUCUCUGUCUCCCCGUGUGCAUGUCCUCUUUGGUGCUAUCUCUCUCUCUCUCUCUGUCUCCCCGUGUGCAUGUCCUCUUUGGUGCUAUCUCUCUCUCUCUCUCUCUGUCUCCCCGUGUGCAUGUCCUCUUUGGUGCUAUCUCUCUCUCUCUCUCUCUCUGUCUCCCCGUGUGCAUGUCCUCUUUGGUGCUAUCUCUCUCUCUCUCUGUCUCCCCGUGUGCAUGUCCUCUUUGGUGCUCUCUCUCUCUCUCUCUCUGUCUCCCUCUUGUGCAUGUCUCUCUUUGGUGCAUGUAUCUCUCUCUCUCUCUCUCUCUCCCCGUGUGCAUGUCCUCUUUGGUGCUAUCUCUCUCUCUCUCUGUCUCCCCGUGUGCAUGUCCUCUUUGGUGCUAUCUCUCUCUCUCUCUGUCUCCCCGUGUGCAUGUCCUCUUUGGUGCUAUCUCUCUCUCUCUCUGUCUCCCCGUGUGCAUGUCCUCUUUGGUGCUAUCUCUCUCUCUCUCUCUCUCUGUCAUGUCCCUUUGGUGUGCUCUGUCCUCUUGGCAUGCUUUGGUGCUCUCUCUCUCUCUCUGUCUCCCCGUGUGCAUGUCCUCUUUGGUGCUAUCUCUCUCUCUCUCUGUCUGUGCAUGUCCUCUUUGGUGCUAUCUCUCUCUCUCUCUGUCUCCCCGUGUGCAUGUCCUCUUUGGUGCUAUCUCUCUAACAUGUUUACUCUCUUUGGCACACUCUCUCUCUUCUGUGUCUGCUCUCUUGAGUGUGCUCUGUCUCUCUCUCUCUUCUGUGUAACUUCGUGUUUCUCUCUCUAUGCUUUCUCAUAUCUCUUGCUUUCAUUCUCUCUUGCUCUCUCCCAUUCCCAUCCUUUGUUUCUUUCUCUGCUGCUUCUUUCUCUCUCUCUCUCUCUCUCUCUUCCAUGUCUCUCCCAUGUCCCCUUGUUUGUUUCUCUCUCCUGUCCACUUUGUUGUCUUUAUUCUUUUUCUGCCUUGUGUCUCCUUCUGUCUGUUUGUCUCUCUCCUUCCCUCAUGUCCCCUUCUACCACUCUCUCCAUCCUUCCCAUGUCCCGCUUUCUCUCACUCUGUCACUUGCUUCUUUCUAUUCUAUGUCCCUGUCUUGUCUCUCUCUCUCUUUCUCCACAUCAAUAUCCACCCCUUUACAUAUCUUUUUUUUUUUCUCUAAACAACUUUUUUCUUUUUUUCUCCCUCUUUACAUCUCUCCUUCUUGAUUUGAUUAUUUUCUUAUUCUUUCCUUACUCUUAUAUUUACUGCUUCUUUUUCAUGCUGACACCCUCUCUACAUCCAUUUUUCUGCCUCUCUCAUGUUCCUCUUCACUCACUCUAUAUACCAUUCUCUUUCUAUUUCUUGUGCCACCUACUUUUCUAUGUCCCUCUCUUUUUAACCUUAUGGCUACUUCUUUCUCUUUAUUCUAAAAGUCUUUUUCUCUCCCAUGUCUAA
Molecule: messenger RNA, 5235 nt
Organism: Acanthosepion pharaonis
Lineage: Eukaryota; Metazoa; Mollusca; Cephalopoda; Sepiida; Sepiidae
Source: the annotation of a GenBank genome assembly